AUGUCCAACAGCAGCUCCAUCAGCCACUUCCUCCUGCUGGCAUUGGCAGACACGCGGCAGCUGCAGCUCCUGCACUUCUGCCUCUUGCUGGGCAUCUCCCUGGCUGCCCUCCUGGGCAACGGCCUCAUCAUCAGCGCCGUAGCCUGCGGCCACCACCUGCACACGCCCAUGUUCUUCUUCCUGCUCAACCUGGCCCUCAGCGACCUGGGCUCCAUCUGCACCACUGUCCCCAAAGCCAUGCACAAUUCCCUCUGGGACACCAGGAGCAUCUCAUACAAUGGAUGUGUUGCGCAGGUCUUUUCCUUUCUGCUCUUUAUCACAGCAGGGUAUUCACUCCUGACCAUCAUGUGCUACGACCGCUACGUGUCCAUCUGCAAACCCCUGCACUACGGGACCCUCCUGGGCAGCAGAGCUUGUGCCCACAUGGCAGCAGCUGCCUGGGCCAGUGCCUUUCUCAAUGCUCUCAUGCACACGGCCAAUACAUUUUCCCUGCCCCUUUGCCAUGGCAAUGCCCUGGGCCAGUUCUUCUGUGAGGUGCCACAGAUCCUCAGGCUCUCCUGCUCACACUCCAACAACCUCAGGGAACUUGGGCUCAUUGCAGUUAGUGCCUGUUUGGUAUUUGGCUGUUUUGUGUUCAUUGUUUUCUCCUAUGUGCAAAUCUUCAGGGCCGUGCUGAGGAUCCCCUCUGAGCAGGGACGGCACAAAGCCUUUUCCACCUGCCUUCCUCACCUGGUUGUGGUCUCCCUGUUUGUCAGCACUGGCAUAUUUGUUCAAUUGAAGCCUCCCUCCAUCUCCUCCCCAUCCCUGGAUCUGGCCCUGUCAAUUCUGUACUCAGUGGUGCCUCCAGCCCUGAACCCCCUCAUCUACAGCCUGAGGAACCAGGAGCUCAAGGCUUCAGUGUGGAGACUAAUGACUGGAUGCCUUCUCAAAGCAUUACCUUGGCCCAUUCAACUUCACAAACUCUAA
Molecule: messenger RNA, 966 nt
Organism: Passer domesticus (house sparrow)
Lineage: Eukaryota; Metazoa; Chordata; Aves; Passeriformes; Passeridae
Product: olfactory receptor 14A16-like
Exons: 2
Coding region: 1-966 (321 amino acids)
Biological process (GO): G protein-coupled receptor signaling pathway
Cellular component (GO): membrane
Molecular function (GO): odorant binding; G protein-coupled receptor activity; olfactory receptor activity
Source: RefSeq, a predicted model, not a curated record